UAGCCUCAUGUGAACAAUUAAGUAAUUGAUUUGGCUUGAGUUGUCAUACCAGACUUCCUGCUUCAUAUCAUUACACCAUUGCUAUAGUAUUGGGAUAAAUAUUUUACCAUGUGUUUGCAUCAGCAGAGUUGUGUGACUUUUUAAUCUGUGUAAAAUAUAAAAGUGUAUAAAAUCCAUCAUCUUCAAAAGCCCAGUAAGGGUUUAAAUCUACUACAAUCCCUCUAGGUGUCACAUCAGUUUCAUGCUCGGCAUUUAAAAUAUGUUAUAUUGCACUUUCUACUUUGAAUAAAAAAGAUUGAAAUAACUUCAUUGUUGUAGAAAUACAUUAAUCUGUUGUUUAAAAAAAUCAGCCAAUAGUUCUUACAACGUCAAAACGCUACUCAUUUUUGAAAGAGAGUCCAGUAUCAGUAAAAGUCAUGCAGAUUUGUAGUGGGUCUGACAUAAUCCUCCACUGCCAGCUGAUUGGUUGAGGACAGUGAUUGCUGAUAGACGACAGCUGUGCAAACGAGUCAUGCUCAGAGCCAGGUGUAUAAAAUCACAGUGGAAGAUUUUUUUCAAGCAUGAGUGACUAUUUCCAGCAACAGCCCUGCUAACAUUGAAGCUCAUCGUCUACAGGUCUCAUCUUGCUCCAGAAUGGGUAUGUUUUUCCUCAGGUAUUGUUUUUCUGUCAAGUGCUAUAAAUGUUGACUAAUGUUUCUAAUCAGAAGUCUGUCUUAUUUGUUUUAGCAGGGAAGAAAGUCCUGAUUGUGUAUGCCCACCAGAGCCCCGGCUCAUUCAAUGCUGCGGCUAAAGAUGCUGCAGUAGAAGUUUUAACUAGUCAGGGCUGCACAGUCGAAGUAUCUGACCUGUACGCUUUGAAGUUUAAAGCCACUGCAACUGCAGAGGACAUUGUCGGUAUGCAAGUAUCUCAGCGGGAGUAAAAGUUUGGCUUUGAUUGCUCAUCAAGGUUACAGGAAACUGUUUAUUGUCUUUGCAGGAGAAGUCAAGAAUGCAGAUCACUUCCGUUAUGCGGAAGAGACCAAACUGGCAUGGGAAGCUGGAAAACUGUCAGCUGAUAUCACUGAGGAGCAACGCAAGCUAAAAGAGGCCGACCUCAUUAUCUUCCAGGUAAAGGAGUGCAAUUGUCGAUCAUGCUUCUUAUUUCUUCUUUUUAAAGUUGACCCCUCUGCAUUAAACUCUUCUUUUUCUCAGUUUCCCAUGUACUGGUUCACUGUCCCUGCCAUCAUGAAGGGCUGGAUGGACCGGGUGCUCACACUAGGCUUUGCAUACUCUCAUGAGAAGCGAUACAGCCAAGGACCUUUCAGGGUAAGGUAUCUAGAGGUUUCUGUUACAAGGUCAAGGCUUUAUUUUUACCAACUCAACUUGUUUUUUUUAUUUUUGUUCACAGGAGAAGAAAGCCAUGCUGUCCUUCACCACAGGGUCCCAUGAGUCCAUGUUCAGUGCCAACGGCGUCAAUGGAGACAUGAAUGUUACGCUGUGGCCUCUGCAGGUACUGCUUCAGGAGAAACCGAUCCAACAAAAAUGAAUUGCGAAUCUUUUCAAAGCGAUUGAACUAAAUUCUGGUGCAUCUCUCUCCUCAGAACGGCAUCCUGCACUACUGUGGUUUCCAGGUUCUGGCCCCGCAGAUUUUCUGGGCCCCGUCUCACAUUCCCAUUGAGGCACGCGGCACCAUGCUGGAGGGCUGGCGUACACGGCUGCAAGGCCUCAUGGGAGAGGAGCCACUCUCCUUCACUCCACUGGACUGCUUUGAUGGGGAGAAGGGCUUCCAGUUGAAACCUGAGGUCUGUGAGAAACACGCCACCAAGGAGUUUGGACUGACUGUGGGGACCCACUUGGGCAAACCUCUGCCACCAAACAACCAGAUGAAAGCCGGAGUCUGAGAAGGAUGGGACCUCGCUGUGUGUCACUUUGUCUUAAAUCAAUAUGAAAUAAAUGAUGUAUUCUAACUUUCAGACAUGUUGUGCAGUGCAGCCAUUACUAAAUCUGAAUGUUUUGAGUCUUGGUCAUGUUGGUCACACAAUCCUGACAACAGGAGCUAAUUUGCAAGGAAAUGCAAAUGUGUGUCAAUGACUUUAUGAUGUGUGUGUGCAGUACCCUCAAGAUCCCAGCAGUGGGCUGCAGAUUACAUUUGGACACUUGUACAUUGGAGGUUUCUCUGGAAGUAAGUGUGCAGAACAGUAAAUGUUACAUCAAUUUAAAGUCCAUAUGCCAUAGGUCUUAAGAUCUGUUCUUGAUUUGAACAACUUAAAUCCCCUUGGUUGUAAUUGGCAUGAAGCAGCGAGACUAAAACAAUGUAUGAAUGCGCAAGGGCUAAAAUAUGAAGUACAGUCUAAUAAAUACUGGGAUCAUGCUGACAAACCCAAAAUCAGUGUUGUAAAUUCCAUAGAACUAUCUAAAAGUACCCCAAGGAGCAUUAAAUCUAACUGCAGGGAGGAUGAACCAUUUAGAAAGUUGGCUGGUUUCACAGCCAAAAAAACAAAAUGAUGUCCAAAUAAUUUCAGUUUUAAGCACACAGAAUUUUCUGGACUAAAAAAUGUUUUGGAAAUGUUUCUAACCAGUGUCUUGGUUUAAACACAUUUAUAAAGAUUACAAGCCUGGUAAGAAAUAUAGUUUUUAACUAAGUCUUCUACAGUCUUAAAUUUGUCUCCAUCUCACUGGAAAUAAUGCUUGCGUCACGGGGGUUAUCACAUUUACACACUUUACAAGUGGUUUUUGAGUGGCAGCUUGUACUUGAAGCUGAACGGUCGAAGUCCCUGCAUUUGGACAUUCUUCUUUUAAGGGUAACAUGUAGGACUACACUCGUGCCUUAACAGAUAUUGGCUUUUACCUGAUGCAACAAAUCUUGUCUUUGUACUCAUGCAACUGUUUGUCUAUGUUAAUUUUGGCGCCCCCUUGUGGUAAUCUGCUGAUUUUGUCCUGCACUUAAGAAAACAGUUUAUCCACCAAAAAAUCUCUGGUCACUUACCCCCUCACUGCAGUUACCACAUUCAAAUUUACAUCGUAUAAAUUAUCAGACUUGUUGAUGGUUUCAUUUGCUCGUCAAUGUCAUCGAGACACAACACAGUUCAUCUCAAUCAGUUUCAUAUCUUAUCAAAAACUCACAGGAGCUUUGACCUUAAAAUGAGCACAUAAAGUUGUGUUUAGUUGGUUAGACAGUUGAACUUAGUUCUUUGACAAACCAAAUUUCAAUAUUCAAAUCCUUGUUUGUGCACACUGGGUAUGAAGUUUGAUGUUGGAUGCAUUUUUUCAAAUAUUAACUUGUCUCAGAAAGUUACAAAGAAGCUCAGUGGUGUCUUUUUUAUAUACAGGUAUCACUUCUUGUUGGUUUCACCUCAGUUUUUUCCACUCCAUAUGAGUUUAAUCUAACCCUGACCUUGGAAAAACUCCAGCUCCUCCUUUUUCAACAAAUUAAAAAAAAGGGACUCUGUAGCUUUCAAACUAAAAGCCUCACUGGUCUGUUUCAGAUAAAACAGUUGGUGAUGCCCUUGCUCUCUCUCUCUUGCAGAACAUAAUGUCCUAUUGAUCCCAUCUCCAGAGUUGUAUCCUGGUUCUGACCUCUGCAAUCUGCAAGGCCUCCUGGGAAAAACGCCCUUUACUCUGCCUGCUUUGAAGAGUUUCCCUCUGAGACCUGAGUUCAUUUAAAACAUGCUAAACAAGGGGUUUGCUCUGACAGUGGGCGCCCACCUGGGGAAACCGCUCCUCUCCCACAGCUAGAUCAAAGCUGGAGGGUCCUGAUGAACGCUACUCUUAGGGUUGUACAAGUGCAACAAAGCUUAACCUCUUGCCGAUUCUCCCUAAGAAGUUUGGACUCAUUGUUUGAGUGAGUUUAGUUGUGUGCACUAUGUUUAGGCCUGGUGUGCUUUCUGUCUACAGCAUAAGUGCUCUGUACAUUGUAAACAGACAUGCUGACGACCAAAGAGCGUGUUUCAAGCAGGUUUUGAGCCAUAUGCAGAAAAAAACACAAGCGGCUGAGCACUUUUCCCAGAGAAGCUGCUUUUGUUUGGGUAUGGAGGAAAUGAGAUUGGGGGGAGGGGCGGGGGGCACACUUAAAGGAAAUGGCCUUGCACUCUGAAGUCCAGACCACAGCCUGUGACAUGUAGGAACAGGAUUGGUGUGCAUGUUUCACAGCUGAGGUUUCACAAGGUCACAGAGUGUUUGUUUGUGUCGAGCCAGGUCCAGUUUCAUAAUCACCUGUGUCUGCAGCCAGGACGUGUUUGGAUCAUUUCCUCCUUUAGCUGCAAAAACACAGAAAAAUGGAGUGAUUUUGACUUUUCCACAUUCAAAUAACAAUUUUACCAUGUGUUAGAUAUCAUGCUUGGGCUGGAGGCCUCUAAGCUAUCACUCUCUCACCACAUGCAGAGCGAAAGAUGACAGUGUGGGUAAAUCAUGCCUUAAGUUUUUAAAAUGCGUGAAUCAUCAUGCGCGAGUCUGAUUCAUCCUUUUAAUUAAAAAUACACCAAACCCAGCAGCGUCAGAACAUCUAAACAGAAACAUCAGCACAUAAACGCUGCUAUUGUUGGUUUAAAGAUUUGGCACUUUGCUUUUUCCAUUUGCAUUAUUUCCUCAGACAGAAAACCAUAGUGAUGGAGUCUGAAUGGCUUGGGAGUCGUUUUGUGUUUGUGUAUGUUAGAGUUAUACCACGGUCUGUGAUCUCGUGUCCAUCCUGCUCUCCCAUUGUCCAUCCCAGUUCUCCCACCAAUGCCAUUUUUGGCUGGUUCAAUGGGAGGAAGUGGGCACCGUCUUAAAUCGGGGUCUGAAACAGAGGCUCCGGAUAAGCAGUCUGCUUUAGUGACGCUUAAAUCCACACAAUAAUCACGUGGCGAUUUAAUGUCGGAAAUGUAAAGUGAAACUAAAUAUAUGCAGGAGGAUUUAUUUCCUUUAACGCCAGAGGGAAAUAAAGCACUUUUUUUGCAUAUAAAUUAAGAGUGUUUAGGUGCAUAAAAUCAAGCAUUUAAGAGUGUUGAAUAGUUUCCAUAUCUAAAUUAAAAUGCUGUGGUGUCGAUUUCUUUAACUUUCCUUACAUUAACCAUGCAAAUGAAAACUAACGUUAUCCAUGUCUGCCUUGGGAGGCUUGCUCUGAAAUAAUACUGCACCUGCUACACUGGCAUUAUAUCGCAUAUGUUUCUUGGGUAAAAGCAAGAAAUAUCUGGGGGAGUGCUUUGCAAGCAUGAAGCACUACAUUUUGUUUUUCACCAUUUGAUGACCAAAUGAAAUACGCAAUUCCAAUAGAUGAUCAUUUAUGGCUCUGCUGUAUGCCAAGUCAGCUAGAUUUAUUUUUUAACCAGAUUUUUUUAGCGUGGUUGCUCAAAGAGAGUUCUUAUAUACAGGCUUUGUAUUUGUACUAAUUAAAGCCAAACUCCUACAAUAGUAGCAGAGAGCAGAGAUUUGAAUGAUGGCUUUGGAAAUGCGGUCCUGAGCCAGAUGUGAUUGAUUGUUCUCCGCUGACUUUUAGGUGUUUUGAGUGGGCCGUAAAUGGGUCCCUGUGUUUGCGCCAGAUGUCACAGGGUUAACAGCAGGCCACCCAUUAAACACUAUGACCCAAAGCAGACAGAGAAAGAAAGACAAGAGGCAGAGUGCUGGAGGAAAGAGGCUGUCUGAGAAAUGAGGCAAAUUAUUUACAUCAAACAACCUCUCACUCUUUCAGGUCUGUAUGAAAUACUAAUCAAUUCUGCCUCAACAAAAAACCUAGCUUGAUGAAUUCAGCUUCUCUGUGACACACUGAGACCAUGUGUGCAUACAUGAGGAAAGUGAGGCACAGUUCAGAGCACUUCUAUUAAGAUUGGCAGCAGGAAAGGUUUGUAAUGAAGAACCACACUUGCGUUUACUUUCAUGCCCUCGCUGAAGCUCCAGCUGCCCCCCUGUAUUUUCGUACCACAAAGUGUCCUUUGUAUGUUCCCCAUGAUGAUGAAAGUAGGGAAUUCACUCUGACAUCUGAGCGCAAUCAUCCCCCAAACUACUCCAAUCACAGUAGCCUCCUAAAUCAAGUUUGUCAAGUAUCCACGGUCCCCGUUGAAGGGAGAAAUCUAAAGAUUUAUUCAGACAAUAAAAAUUCCUCUCCGUUUCUCAAACUUGCAACAUCGUAGGAAUAAUCCUACCGAGGGGAAUAACUUAUUGAUAUACAAACUGCGACCCUGGGAUUUGUCGAACAGUAUUUCAGGUUGAUCUGCAUGUAGGAGAGAAUUCGUGCCUUUAUUUCUAACAGUCUCAGGGCUCGAAUGCUGGAGUAUCCGAAAAUGUGUGCAUCAAAGUUUGAUUUCCCAGGCUUCUGUGUUUGUGAUCACAGCCUGAACAGCUGAAUACUAAAAUAAUUUAGGAAAAAAGGUGAACCGUAACAGCUGUGGAGGAACCGGACCACAAAUAGAGCCACGAAGCCUUUUGCAAGGCCCAAAAAAGGAGAGGAAAACAAGGGAGAAAAAAUAAUAACAAUCACUGCCUCCUUCCUCUUUUCAUGAACUCGUGCAGGAUGUGUCUUUCAUGGCUCCCUCUUUUCAUCCUCUCCUCCAUCCUUCUUUUGUAUUCCUCUUCUCCUCUCACCAGUGAGAAAAUACACAGGAAACUUGUACCACAAUGGGACUUUUCACACAUCUUCUGCUCAUUAGGGAUCUGAAUGCUGGCUGGAGGUGUAUCCACAGGGGAACGGUGAGUAGUCAUCCAUGCAUAAGCAAACAUUUUCAUAAAUUGCCCUCCUGACUUGCACUUCACUCAGAUGUUCUGACAGUGAUAAGACGCAGGCCAAGCAAGCGCUCUGCAACUUUGAAACUCUUAACACGGAAAGCCUGCUGUAGUGGGUUUGAUGAAUGGAUGUACAUCAGGCGAUUGGCCUCCAUUCAGGCUCUGAUGUAUGGAGUGCCUGGUACUGGGAGGCCGAAAAGCUGUUUCCUAUUUACAGGCUGGGGUUUGAGAGCAGCUGGGAGGUUUUGGGGAGAGCUUUUGGUGGUUUGAGGCAUCAGUGUCAGGGUUAAGACUCCAGUCAGCCAUUAGGCUCCUCUCUAAAUCCUUUUCUCUAUUAUAACCAGAAGCAGAUUUUUUACUAUCUAUCUAUCCGCCACAACUAAAGGAGUAAUGAGAGAAACAUACACUGUGAACGGAGAACAUCCUGGCCUUCAGUCCUGUUUGAUCCCGUGCUCUGAGGCUGCCUCUUUUUUAUUUCUAUCACUGAGUCAAUCUGUCUUUAGGCUUUUAUUACAUGUGUCUCCCAGUGCAAUCCAUCAAUAUAGACUACAAAUGGUCUUGUAUGUUUUUUUUCAUGUGAGAAAUAGAUACAACUGAAGCCCAGAGUUAAGGAUGGGACUACGAAGAGAGACUUGCAAGAGCGAGGAGUGUCCCUCAUAUGGUUGGCGCUCAAGGCACAUCAGGCUCAAAUCCAGAUGCUGCCUGGGUUGCCACAUCCUGGCCAUAAUCCCCAUUCAGUGCCAUGAUCAUCUGAGAGACCACGAAUAAAAACCACCUGGUACAGAGGAAUAUUCGCUCGUGGUUAUUUUCCCUCACGUUACUUUGGGGCUUUUGAUUGACAGUUUUAUGCCUCGGGACCAUUUUUGAAGGACGUAAUAUUUACUUUGUGUUACUUUUGAGAUUUUUGCCCAUUAAAGUGAGCCAGGCUUCAGUCUAAGAGUGUGUUUAUCUACUGUAUUUAUUCCAUCAUCUUGUUUGAGUACAGUGAAGUCGUGUUUAUGCCCCAUAAAGCCCUCAGUGUUUGGUUUUCCCUCUUUGCUGCUCACGCUCACAUAAAACUUGACAUUUUCUUGUUUGCAAUUGGAAACUCACUUUGUCUAUGUUAAAUCCAACUGUUUACGAUUGACGCAAGUUAAAAGCUUCUGAGUUUCACCACAAACUUGAUGCCGAUGAUAGUGCGUCAACACUUGGGCUUGGAAAGCAACACCUUUUGGUAACUUAGCCGGUGGAGUUGUUGCUGCAGGCGUCUCUAAAACACGAGUACAUUCCAGGAGAGAUGAUGGUCCAUUUUUCAUUCAGCAUGACAGGACAAUAGGGGUGAAAGUUAGCCACCUUAUCUGUGAACUCCGUGUCAGGCAGCAAGGGAAAGCGAUGUGAGGAAGCAUACUUGGGGAUUGUUAGGAUAGGAUUACCGGAGUAAAGCUUCAGCCCUGAGGGAACACAGUGAGACAGACACCUUCUCAUGCAGCCUGUGGACAGAUUCUGUCAUUCUCUUAUCCAUACUGGACACUCUCUGUCCCCUGAGGCCAGACUUUAUCUCAUUUUUUACCCAUCUUCAGUAUGACCCCAAUGACCUGACUUGUAUUAAUGAACUUGGUGGGUGUAUGUGUGUGCCAGAGUGCUGAAAAGGGUGGGGGGUGAGCAGAAACCUGUGAGGCUUGGAGGGGAAAGCAGAACUUACACUUUGUUUGACUUACAGCUGCGUGCAGAGAUGAUAGACAAAGUCAAUGGACUGUCUGAGCCAAAGCCGGUCAUGGUCAACAGCAAAGUAUGAAGGCACUGACAGAUCCAAUGAGGUCAGAGAAAGAGACGGAGAGACAAAUAGAACAAAGAGAGAGAGCUCUGCCAGACACUGAAAGAAAGACAAUGUGGGAGAAAUAAUUCAAGAUGUUAGAGUUAAUAUUAGACGCAAUACUGACAGCAUGGCAUAAGGAAUAGCAAUAACUGUCUGCUGGUUCGUCUGCCACUGAGGUCAAAGCUGAAAUAUCUCAACUUAAUGAACUAUUAAAUAUAUCAUACACAUAUUUAAAGUGCCCAGAGGAAGAAUUUGAAUCUGACUUUGGUGAUCUACUAAAAAUGAUUAGUUACAUGGAGUUACAUGGUACACUUUAACAUCUACCUCUUGGACAAGCACAAACUUUGGUACAAGCAUUCAUGCUUGCUUCCCUCCAGCACUGAUAUGUCCUGCAUAUUAAGAAAUAAUUAGCUAUCAAUGUUAGCCUAAGCCUAUUACACCAAAUGUCACAUAUAUGAAGCUUUAAACUAUUAAGUUUAAUCUUUACAAGAAACCUCCAAAUCUGGUAAAACGUCACCAAUGUUGUUAAAAGAUAAGAGCUCCUGUGAGUAACUUUCAGUUUGUCUUAAUUCUUGCCAGUUUCUUCUUGUGCACAGGUAAGGGAUUUCUGAAUAAUCUCUGCCUGCUGUUUUUUUAAGGGGUCACACGAAUCACUAAUCCAAAAUCUUUGCUUCAGGAAUGUAAAUAAUGACUGUUUGGAUUCUUGCUAUGUCAGAUAAUCACUAAGUACUUGUGGUUACAGGCUGAAAAAUGCUCAGGCCUCUUGUUUAUGGUCUUAUUUUUGUUUGUAUAUCCUACACAGACACUUCUGUUUAUUUCUGUCCAACCACUAAAAGGAAAAUCUUUUACAGGAGCUUUUAUUUUGUUAGGUUUUUGGCUAAAAAUAAUAUCAGUACCACGAGCAACAGCCUUUCUUUGUUUUUAAGGGUAACUAGCCAACAUAAGCUGGCUAAACAUGCUACACUAAUGCGCUAAAUGAACAGCAGUAAAUGUUAGCGUCUUUGUUAGCAUCUUUUAGCUCUUUUUUUUUUUUUGGUUCCUAUUCAAUUCAACGUCACUCUGAGCAGCAAUAGCCACAGAUAAGAAAGAAAAGCUCUGAACCUUCAAAAAAAAAGUAUCAGACAGGUCACUGUAUGCUUCUUGUUUAUGCCCUUACUUUUGUUUGUCCUACACAGACACCUCUGUUUUUGUCCAUCCAACCACUAAAAGAAAAACCUCUACAGGAGCUUUCAUUUUGUUAUGUUCUUGGCUAAAUGCCUUAAAAAAUAAUGUCAGUACCAUCAGCAACAGCCUGUCUUUGUUUUUAAGGGUAACUAGCCAACAUAAGCUGGCUAAACAUGCUACACUAACACGCUAAAUAAACAGCAGUAAAUGUUAGCGUCUUUGUUAGCAUCUUUUAGCUCUUUUUUUUUUGGUUCCUAUUCAAGUCAGUGUCACUCUGCGCAGCAGUAGCCACAAAUAGGAAGGAAAAACUCUGAACCUUCCAAAAAAAAGAGGUUCAGAAAGGUCACUGUAUGCUAACAGGGCAUCUCUAUAGUGGAGAGACAAAGUUAACAAAUAGCUGAUAAACAUGCUGAGCAUUUGGCGGUCAGGAGUGACAUAUUUCCCUCCAGAGGACACAGCAGCCUCAACAAUGUAGGUCUGAAAGGGGACUGAACUGAACUGAACUCCUUUAGGAGCCCAAAAACAAACUCCUCACCAUGCUAGCUCUACUCAUGUUAGCAACCUUUGCUUAGCAGAUAAGGACAUGUUAGUACAGCUAGAUUGUGUGUCUUCCAGAGUGCAGAGUCAUGUUGGGUUAAAAAAAGUUUUAUUCACAUUAACACAAAGCCUCUUGGUAUUCUCUCGUUUUUUGCACGUUUGACUUGAGAGCAUCUCUCAGGUUUCACAGACAUUCAUGGGCCAGUGUGAGGAGAUGCUCUGUCAACAUGAGGAAUGCCUUGAUAACUGCAUAUACCGACACAGACGCAAUCUCUCUGCCAAACGCACCUGCAUGAACACAUCCCUGGGAGAAACACAAAAGAUCUCCUCAUCACGAGCGAGCAGAACAUCAGUGGUGACAAAACACUGGCUCAAAAUACCUCAGACAAAGUCCAAGGGAACAAACGGCUGCCAAUGUUUUGUGCUUUAAAAUUUUUAAAAGGCCCCGUCGCUCCCUCAUGUUCACACACCCCUGCAUCCGCCCCUCAUGAGCUUUCAGCCACACUCACACAGGCCCUUAUCCUCCUGAAAGAUAACUGUGAAUGAAUAAGUAAUUAAGUGAAAGAUGAGUGAGGGUAGAGGAUGAGGAGGAAUGUGAGGGAGUAGAAAAAUGUGAGCGGGAGGAGGGAGGCUGAUGGUGGAUGGUAAAGAUGUGGUAGAGAAUGAGUUUGAGAGGGACCCUCUGAAUGGAGAUUUGCACCAAAAUGGAUUGUGUCUGUCAGACCCCCCACUGUGGCUCAGGACCUGACUACAAUAGAAAGUGCAGCCAUUAGGAAUAACUCUCACAAUCUUUCUUGCUCGACUUUUUCUCUAACACCCUCCACCCUCUUUAGUCCUUUACAUCAUCGGCACGUUGUUUCCCUCUUGCAGCCGCCAACUCU
Molecule: messenger RNA, 11049 nt
Organism: Xyrichtys novacula (pearly razorfish)
Lineage: Eukaryota; Metazoa; Chordata; Actinopteri; Labriformes; Labridae
Source: the annotation of a GenBank genome assembly